Galleria mellonella (greater wax moth) is the source of this 483-nucleotide messenger RNA. RefSeq names its product putative histone-lysine N-methyltransferase PRDM6. Gene Ontology annotation, molecular function: protein binding. The record is from RefSeq and is a predicted model, not a curated record. The transcript is spliced from 5 exons. Lineage: Eukaryota; Metazoa; Arthropoda; Insecta; Lepidoptera; Pyralidae. Gene Ontology annotation, cellular component: nucleus. Bases 1 to 483 code for a protein of 160 amino acids.
AUGUAUUGUUGGCAGUUAUAUGACGGUAACAACAAGCGACGAGCGGUGGUUGACGCAAAGGAUCCGAACGCGUCCAACUGGAUGCGCUACGUGAACUGUGCCCGGCACUGGCGCGAGCAGAACCUCGUCGCCUACCAGUACCGGGGGCAGAUAUACUACAGGACUAUAAAAAUAAUACCUCGUUUCACUGAGCUCAUGGUGUUCUACGGCAGUGAGUUCGCAAACAUGCUAUAUAUUGAUUUGGGGAAAUAUAACUCACCGCCUGGUUAUGCCGCAAAAUAUGGUGUUCCAUCAAAGAAACAGAUAUUAAAAAAUAAUGCAAAAAAGACUACUCCAGAAAAUAAUAAUACCAACAAAGAAAACGAAGCAAGAAAUAAAAUUGUGUCAAUCGAAGAAGUAAAAAACCAAACCACAUUAGAGACAUAUUCAGAAAAAUCGGUUAAAAAACACACAUUAGAUUCCGAAGUUGUUACGGAUGAUUAG